AUAUUUCAGCAGCCUGCUCUCCCUCCCUCUCCUCCCUCUCCUCCCUCUCACUCUCUCUCUCCAUCCAGCCUCCCAGUGGUUGAAGGGAGGAAAAGAUGGCACCUCAGGAGCUGCUGUCAGCCACUCCGCCCGGCUUCUCGUCCUUCGGACAGCGGCGUGCUGCCUGCUGAAAUGGCUCCGACCGAACCACCAGCCGCCUGACAGACACCGGAGAGCAAUCACUUAUUUUAAAAGACAGACCUGAAAACUGUGGACAUCCGUGUAGCAUUUAUCCACACCCUGUCGCCUUUCCCACCCCCCCUUCAACAUCUGCACAUCCAGCCGGCUGCAGGCUUCGCCGGCAGCACCGCUGUUUUUAUUAAAACAUCCAGAGCUGCUGCUGCUGUUGGAUCUGGAUCAUUUUAUAAGAACUGAACUGAAAGGACAAAACACUGAGCAGAUAGAAAACAUCAUUCAUCUCAUUCAAACGGACAGGAGAGGAAGAUGAGCGAGCAGAGUAUCUGCCAGGCGCGGGCCUCGGUCAUGGUCUACGAUGACACCAGUAAGAAGUGGGUGCCCAUCAAGCCUGGACAGCAGGGAUUCAGCCGCAUCAACAUCUACCACAACACUGCCAACAACACCUUCAGAGUGGUGGGCGUCAAACUGCAGGACCAGCAGGUGGUUAUCAACUACUCCAUAGUUAAGGGCCUCAAGUACAACCAGGCCACCCCGACUUUCCACCAGUGGCGGGACGCCAGGCAGGUCUAUGGCCUCAACUUCGCCAGCAAGGAGGAGGCCACCACCUUCUCCAACGCCAUGCUCUUUGCCCUCAACGUCCUCAGCGCUCAGGAUGGAGGUCCAGCUGUCCAGCGCCAAGUCCAGAACGGACCAACUUCAGAUGAGAUAGAAGCUCAGAGAGCAAGGCAGAUGAUGGAGCAGCAGCAGCAGAUGCAGGCACACAUGGAGCGGGAGCGACGGUCCUCCAACUCAGGUUCUCCUUUCCAAGGCCACCCUGCUGUGCUCUCCGUGGCCCCUCCAGUCAUACCUCCUCCAAUGAACAUGGGUGGUGGACCUCCUCCCCCUCCACCACCACCAGGACCUCCUCCGCCUUCAGCAGGGGCACCCCAGCCUCCUCUCCCUCCUCCAUUGCCCAUGGGUGGAGGGAGUCACGGGGAUGAGCCCCCAGCCCAGACGGGACUCGCCGCUAUGAUCGCCGGGGCCAAACUGCGCCGCGUUCAAAGACCUGAGGACAGCUCUUCAAGCGCCAAAAACGAUGCCAACCGAACGAGUGGAGGGAGCGGAGGGCUGAUGGAGGAGAUGAACGCUCUGUUGGCGCGAAGAAGGAAAGCAGCUUCAGAGAAGCCAGAGGACAGCCAAAAUGAUGACCCAAAUUCUCCGUCACCCAGCACCCGGGGUGGACAGAACGCCACAGAUGGUGCAAAGAAGCCGUGGGACAGAGCUAACUCUGCAGACAGAUCAAUGGUUUCAAGGGUACGGCCUGUUGGGAGCGGCGGUGACACAGACUCGUUAGACCUUGAUAGAAUGAAACAGGAAAUCUUGGAAGAAGUGUUCCGUGAAUUGCACAAAGUGAAGGAUGAAAUCAUUGAUGCCAUUAGACAUGAACUCAGUCGAAUUAGCACGACAUAAUCUUUCAGAGCCACUCCCCGACAUGAACCACCUUUUUCGAACCGUCGCCCCUGCAGCAGCUGCUGUGGCCCUGAGGAGGAGGAGGAGGAGGAAGAGGAGGGGGAGUCAAGAACGGAGGCCCAAACUGUGACAUCUACUCAUCCUGUUCAGCUGUGGUGUUGAAGCAACGCGGCAACGUUGCUGUAACACCUCAGACAUGUCUGUGUAACGUUUGGCUUUGUUGUUUGUUUUGGGGGAGAAAGACGUGAAUGGGGCACACUCUCGCACUGAUUACUCUGAUUUCUUAACGUUUCUGUCUGUUCGUUAGCCCAGUUCGCCCCUCUGUCCUCGGCCUGAAGGAAAAUGGAUAAAAAUUCAACUUAUUUUAUUUGUUUUGCUUUUUUCACAAGUUUUUUUUUAUUAUUACUAUCAUUUUCAUUAUCAUUACUAUCAUUUUUAUGAUUGUCAAUGUUAAUAUGAGUAGUCAUAGUCUAGUGAGUACGAUGGUGAUAAUGAGGAAAUGAUCAUGAGAAUAUGAUAGUAAUGAUAAUGUUGAUUGUUAUUAUUGCACAUCAUUUUAUGUCAGCUUUUUGUAUUUUAUAUUGGUUGUUUUCAUUUGGUUUUGUUAUAGAUACAGUUGCGAGCACGUCCAAAUGUUUUCUCACCAUCUGACCUGGAACAUUUUUUUUAAAAAGUUUUUUUUAUCCUUUUCGCCAACACAGCUAUGUGUGGAGCCAUGGCAGAAAAAAAAACAGGCCUCGACCUACAAACAGAGGGUGGAAUAAACUUCUUUGGAUAUUGCAAUCUUAUGAACAAAAAACAAAAAACAAAAAAAAAAAAAAAGAAAUAAUACACCAGAGUAUUUGUGAUCAUGUUGUUAAUAAAAUGUUUAUUGGCUGCAAGGAUAUGGUGAAGUAUUGUUCAUUUUAUUCUCUCCUUUUAUGACAAAGUGCUUCCUGGUUUGACAACAAAAAAAAAGAAAAAAGAAACGCACUAAAAUGAAUUCAAAUAAAACUGUGAACAAUGUCUUGGAUAAA
Molecule: messenger RNA, 2642 nt
Organism: Thunnus maccoyii (southern bluefin tuna)
Lineage: Eukaryota; Metazoa; Chordata; Actinopteri; Scombriformes; Scombridae
Gene: evlb
Product: Enah/Vasp-like b
Exons: 13
Coding region: 484-1626 (380 amino acids)
Biological process (GO): actin polymerization or depolymerization; positive regulation of actin filament polymerization; protein homotetramerization
Cellular component (GO): cytoskeleton
Molecular function (GO): actin binding; profilin binding; SH3 domain binding
Source: RefSeq, a predicted model, not a curated record